AUGUACAUACAAAUACAUACCUAUGGUCUCCACUUGCUCAGGAAUGAAAUAACGCUCCUGGAGAGCCUCUCUCAACCCUUGCGGCCGCUCUUAGUACGCUCUGUCUCCACGCUAGUGCCAAAAAUGAUUAUGAACAUCAGCUCUCUCUUAGCUUUUCUUUCAUUUUCAUGUCUCCUUGUCUUGGCGCCUGCUCUACCGACCAGAAAACCCUCAUCUCGUGCCUUGGUUGCUCAAGAGCCAAGUACAGACCCCUUUUACCAGCCUCCCGCGGGCUUUGAAUCCACUGAGCCAGGAACAAUUCUUAAGAACCGCAGCAUUAACGCAGCCUUCUUUGGCGUCAUUCCAGAUCCAAUUGAAGCGUAUCAGCUUCUUUAUCGCACGACAGCUGUUAACGGGAGCGCAAUCGCGACGGUGACAACGAUAUUCAAGCCUUGGGGCUGGUCAAAAAAGGAUCGCUACAUUUCUUACCACACAGCUUACGACAGCUCGGCCACAAUUUGCGAUCCAAGCUAUGUUUUUCAAUAUGGCUCCCAGCAGUGGGGCUUGAUAGCUUCGCUUGAGCGUAUCCUGAUGGAGAUAUAUCUUUUCCUUGGCUAUUUGGUUGUCUCACCCGACUACGAAGGGCCGGAUGCUGCAUUUCCCGUAGGCAGGCUCGAGGGCAAAGCUGUGCUCGACGGAAUGAGAGCUGUCAAUAACUUUGCCAGCGUGCUUGGUUUCGAAACCAAUGAUCCCAUGAUUGUUGGUACGGGAUACUCCGGCGGGGCAAUUGCUACAGGCUGGGCGGCUGCUCUUCAGCCUACUUACGCACCAGAGCUCAACGUCAAAGGGUGGGCGCAGGGCGGCACCCCAGCAAACCUUACCGGUACUUUGGAAACAAUCGACGGUACUGUGUUCGCGGGUUUUGGGCCAGCUGCAGUUGUCGGUCUUUCCCAGCCUAGCACAUUUGGUGCUCAGCUCAAGCCUCUAAUCAACAGCAUCGUCACAGAGGCGGGAGCUGAAGCACUUGAAUUCGCUAGUCAACAAUGCGCCGUGUUGGAUUUGCUAAAUUUUGUUGGCCAAAGUGUGCAAAGCACCAAAUUUCAAAGCCUAGGGACAGGGUUGUUAUACAAUCCGAUCGUCGCAGACAUUCUCGAGCAAUGCAUCAUUGGUCUCGACCCCGCGGAAACACCCCAUGUGCCGACCUUUGUGUACCAUGCCAUAAAGGAUGAAAUCAUUCCAUAUGCAAAUGCUUCGAGCAUGGUCAAUAGAUGGUGCAGCAACGGCGCUGAUUUGCAGUUUACAACUUAUGAUGCAGGUGGACACGCCACCACCCUGGUCAUUGCGUUGCCAGCCGUUGUUUCAUUCAUUGAGAACGCAUUUGCAGGGACGACAGGGUUGAGUGGGUGCACCAUGAAUACUGAGUUAACGAACUCGCUAGAUCCACUCGCUUUAGGCCUCGAUCUGGAGCCACUACUGGUGACUUUGGUCGAUGCCUUGCUGGUUUUAGGAAAUGAUGAUGAAAAUGUAAUAAAUGAUAUUCAAAUUCUUCAGCAGACUAUUGGAUAA
Messenger RNA from Verruconis gallopava, 1545 nucleotides. RefSeq lists its product as uncharacterized. The transcript has a single exon. Gene Ontology annotation, biological process: lipid catabolic process. Gene Ontology annotation, molecular function: triacylglycerol lipase activity. The record is from RefSeq and is a predicted model, not a curated record. The coding region runs from base 1 to 1545 and encodes 514 amino acids. NCBI's taxonomy places the organism in Eukaryota, Fungi, Ascomycota, Dothideomycetes, Venturiales, Sympoventuriaceae.